Diaporthe citri is the source of this 816-nucleotide messenger RNA. RefSeq lists its product as uncharacterized. The record is from RefSeq and is a predicted model, not a curated record. Lineage: Eukaryota; Fungi; Ascomycota; Sordariomycetes; Diaporthales; Diaporthaceae. The transcript is spliced from 3 exons. Bases 1 to 816 code for a protein of 271 amino acids.
AUGAGGCAACUCGUCUUCACGAUAUGCCUUGCCCUGACGGCAGCGAGGCUGUCACAGGCUGUUGACUUCGUCAUCAACAGCCAGCCCUGGCCACUCGCACCGUCCUCCACGCCAAACAACAAGAUCAUCCCGGUCCUCGUCGGCGGCACCGCCCUGACCUUCACCCCGAACAGCGUCACCGCCAGGCCGGGCGACGUGCUCCAGUUCCAGUUCGCGGCGCGCAACCACACCGUCACGCAGUCGCUGCCGACCUCGCCCUGCCGGCCCAUAGACGGCGGCGUCGGCGUCGCCCCGGGCGUCAACAGCGGCUUCGUACCCUUCGACGGCGGCGCGAGCGGCAUGGUGGGGACCUUUAACGUCCCCGUCAUGAGCACGCAGCCCAUGUUCCUGUAUUGCGCGCAGGCGAUGCACUGCCAGCAGGGCAUGGUCAUGACGGUCAACGCCCAAUCAACGGACCUAAUUAACUACUUCAACGCCGCCGCAGCCGCACCGGCCAAUGUCCCCGCGCGCUCCGUCGCCGGCGGCGUCGCGGGCGCGAUCCCGCUGGCGAACGCGGUCCUCCCCAAGCCGUCGGCCGCGGCUAACGGUACCGCGACCGCGACCGCGACCGUGUUCACGACAGUCAUCGUGCCGCCCUCGUCGCCCGCGCCUCCUCCUCCACCGCCACCGCCUGCUGUACAACCGCCUCCGCCUCCGCCUCCUCCCCCUCCUGCCCCCUCGGCCCCGCCGCCGCCGCCGGCGCCGGCGCCGGAGCCGGUUCGUGGUGGUGAUGGGGCUGACCCGGCUGCGACGACCAUGGUCAUACUGCCAUCGUGA